Messenger RNA from Lytechinus variegatus (green sea urchin), 2732 nucleotides. Its product is annotated as ileal sodium/bile acid cotransporter-like. Gene Ontology annotation, cellular component: membrane. The transcript has a single exon. Lineage: Eukaryota; Metazoa; Echinodermata; Echinoidea; Temnopleuroida; Toxopneustidae. The coding region runs from base 989 to 2698 and encodes 569 amino acids. The record is from RefSeq and is a predicted model, not a curated record.
GUACUUUGCUUUGUAUUCAUUUUAGAAACACAAAUACUAUCCCCCUUCUUCAAAAUUUGGCUGUGAGCGUGUGAAGCGAGAUACUCUUGUUCUUUGAUACCUCUCUCUACAACAAACAAGGAACGCCACUUUUUAAACAUAUAACAUGUACAGGACUGCCAUUUGUUUGCGCAUGGUGUCAAUUGAAAAGCCAUAUCUGUUUUUCUUCAGUGACUAUAUAAAGAAGCAUGUCAACAAACUUCAGCUUGCUGUAUAGUGUUUGAAAUGACCAAAUUAUUUUAUUCCCAUCGUAAUCCAUUAAAGCACCACAGAACUCAGUUUGAAUGGAAUACCAUCGCAUGAAUAUUGUUAUGAUGUGGAGACUCUCAUUUCCCAACAAUUUCAGCGAGCCGGAAUUGUAAAUUGAUAUUCAUCAGAUGAGCUGUAAUGAAAACAGAAUAUUCAGUAAUCAUUAUUGUGAUUGGCAGCGGCCAUAACACUGGACCAGGAUAUAUAUUAUAUCACUUCUGAUGUUUCAUGUUCAAGUACAAGGAAUUAUGGUUCGAUAACUAGAUAUGACGAUGAGGUGAUCUUCAAAGAACAUUAGCUUGAAGGGCGACAAACGCUACUUGAGUGUCUGAUUACACAUUUUAGGCGGAAGCAGUUCCUAUAGGGCUUACAAUUACAUGUGCUGUGGAGUAUAUUGCUGGUGAAAAUUCACUUUCGAAACCAUUAUCAUAAUUAUCGUGUAAAUAUACAGCGGUUGCAAGCCUUUUAUUUUACAUUUUCGCCGAAUGUAGCAUGAAUUAUCUCUCUAAUUGAGAUGCCACUAAUCGAAACUCGUGCAUAGAUUGCACGUAGACAAUUAAAACUGUAAACACUGUCAAGAGCAUGCAUGGGAGUGCUCUUGAACAAUGUGAAGACUAUUGAUUGCCGUGAAGAUAAAUCAUUAGUGGUAAAUUUUGUCUUGUUGAUAUCGUGAUUCGUCAGAAAGGAGAGGACCACCAUCAUGCUACCAUCCCUUGGUAACAUACUCCUCGCCAUCAUCUUCUUGAGGGUGGGCGUGGCCGGGGCGGAGUUCAAUUAUACCACUUUACCAACAGACUUUGUCACCGUGGAGGAGGGAAAGGAAGCGGGCUUGCGGAUGAACCUUACCGGCAUCACGAAAACUCUCCAGAUUGAAACAUCGAGUAGCGAUCUGCAAAAGUUUACCCUCGAGCAAGCCAGCUUUCAGGUUAACCCCAUCUACGAAACGAUUCUGUAUCCCAAUGGUUCGACAGGCCAACGACUCAGAGACGACGGAAUACAGACUAUAACGAUUAUGAUAGGAGGUAUUUCAUUAGGUAUUAGACAAAUUGACUUUGUGGUGAGGGAUGAUAUGGGUUUAUUGGACCCUAGGUUUCAAAUCCAGCCGUUUAUUGUCAAAGUGAUCCGGACUCCAAGCUCAGUGGGAACUGUAUUCACCUAUAUCUUGUUGGUGUGGCUAAUGAUCAGUUAUGUCACCAUGGGGGUAAAGAUAGAAUGGGGCGUCAUCAAGAAAAAGAUGAAGAGACCAUUUGGCGUAGUGAUCGGUGCGAUGUGUCAAUUUAUUGUGAUGCCUGGCAUAGCUGCGCUCCUGGCGAGGGUGUUGAAUCUUGAACCUACAGCGUCAGUGGCUCUCAUCAUCGUUGGCUCGUGUCCAGGGGGAUGGCUCAGUAAUGUCUUCACCCUUUUGCUUGAUUGUGACUUGGUCUUGAGUCUUACAAUGACAUUCUGUUCGACGGUGAUUGCCCUGGGUAUGAUGCCAUUGAACCUAUUCAUCUAUGCCACACCAUACGCCAGGAACAACAGCAACAUCAGGAUACCUUUCGAGCAGAUCUUCAUACAGCUUAUCACGUUGGUCGUACCUCUAUUCAUAGGAACAUUCCUUGCUCAUAGAUACCCUCGAGUGGCUAAAUGGUUCCGAAAGCUCCUGAAGCCUAUAGCGGUUGUUCUUGUCCUUGUCGGAUUUGCUGCUGGACUCUGGGCCAACUACUUUGCCUUCGAGUCUCCUGCAGACAUCUAUCUCAGUGCGAUUAUAUUACCUUGUGUAGCCGCUCUCCUGGCUUUCUUUGUGAGUAAACUCACUUGCUUGUCUAACCAUUCAUCCAUCACCAUCGCCAUAGAAACAGGGUCUCAGAAUGGUCUCCUAGCGACAUCUGUUAUAGCAUUUUCCUUUCCUCAACCGGAAGCGGAUCUCAUGACCAGGGUUCCCGUUCUCUUCGUCACCUUCAUUUUCAUCGAAGGGUUAUGUAUGACGGCCAUAUACGUGGUCAUGAAACGGUUUCCCGGUCGAUUUGAGCUUCCAGAUGAUGACGAUCGCGUCGACCACGACGACUUAGGUGAUAAAGCAAUUAAAUUUGAACCAUCGCAUGAAAAUGGAAAUACAAAAUUGGACAUAUCAUCAAGGAUAGUUGGGGUUGGUUCCAGUGACUUCAAACAGUCCUCCAAACCAAGAAAGAAGACUAAACAAUCAUGGAUGUUCUCGAAGUCGACUCAGGUCGACCUUGACGAGAUUCGUCGAAGUUCUGAUAAUGCCAGGUCGAACGUUAUGUCCCAGGUCCGGUCCCAUUCUAGAUCUGUUUCCCAUGUCAACCAUGCUUACGACGCUGAGGAACAUGGACCAAUAUCUGUGUAUAAUAUCAGCACUGCCACAAUGGAUGAUACUGCGAACCAGAAUGCUCGUCAAGUCUAUAUAUGAUAAUUUUAAUAGACGAAUCUGUACUACAAAAACG